This is a messenger RNA of Solanum tuberosum (potato), 1009 nucleotides long. Its product is annotated as zinc finger protein GIS-like. Gene Ontology annotation, molecular function: DNA-binding transcription factor activity. Gene Ontology annotation, biological process: response to gibberellin; trichome morphogenesis; trichome differentiation. The record is from RefSeq and is a predicted model, not a curated record. Lineage: Eukaryota; Viridiplantae; Streptophyta; Magnoliopsida; Solanales; Solanaceae. The transcript has 3 exons. The coding region runs from base 56 to 784 and encodes 242 amino acids.
UUUCUUUAUCCUUUUCCUCUCUAUAUACUAUAUCUUCUUUUACACAAAAAAUUUCAUGGAGAGAACUAAAGAUAGAGAAACUCAAGAUUUCAUGAAUGUUGAGUCUUUUUCUCAACUUCCCUUCAUGAGGCCAACAAAAGAAAAAGGCGCCAUUAGGCUUUUUGGCAAAGAAUUACUAGGUACUACUAUUCGUCAUGAAGAUCAAUCAAAUGACAUUCAUGAUAGUAUUGGAGAAACUGCAGAUACUAACAACAACAGAAAAUUUGAAUGUCAAUAUUGUUGUAGGAACUUCCCAACAUCACAAGCCCUAGGAGGACAUCAAAACGCGCACAAAAGAGAGCGUCAACAUGCUAAAAGAGCUCAAUAUGCAAAAUAUCAGUACAACGCUUAUUUUAAUUCAGCGUUGUACAAUACUAGUAGUACAAGUAGUACUACUAGUGGUGGUUUUUAUGGAAGUCAUGUGAAUAAUAACGGCCAUAGCCAUUAUUAUUCACAACAAAUUAAUCGCGAUAUAAAUGAAAAUCAUCGCUCAUUUGCAGCGUUAUGGAGAGUACCUCAUGUUCAUCAUAGUAGUAUUAGUAGUAGUAGUAGUAAUUCUUAUUCUCCUAAUAAUGUUUCUAAUUUUGUUAGGCCAGUAGUUUAUAAUAAUGUUAAUGGAGAUUUGAAGAAGAUUAACACAAAGAGUAGCUCAAUUUCUGUAACCAGAUUUGGGUAUGAAUUGAAGGAAGGAGUACUUCAUCAAGAUCAUGGUGGAUCCAAUGUUAUGGUAUUGGGGUUUAUCUGAACACAAUACAGUUGACGCUGGAGUUGAGUGAUGCUUCCAACAAGUUUUUUUCCAUUCUCAAAUGCUCGAUCAAAUCCGAGAUAUAUGGUUAAAGAUGAAGGGAUUUCAAUCAUCCUACACGUGUCGAUUGUACCGACAUAUUGCUUUCAAUACAAUCAAUGCUUGUACAUCAAAUAAUUAAUGACACUUCUCUCAUGCUUUGGACCAGCUCUUUUAGUGUUCCAU